Molecule: messenger RNA, 2281 nt
Organism: Gossypium arboreum
Lineage: Eukaryota; Viridiplantae; Streptophyta; Magnoliopsida; Malvales; Malvaceae
Product: YTH domain-containing protein ECT3-like
Exons: 7
Coding region: 228-2048 (606 amino acids)
Biological process (GO): mRNA destabilization
Cellular component (GO): cytoplasm
Molecular function (GO): mRNA binding
Source: RefSeq, a predicted model, not a curated record
AAAAGGCCAUAAAAUAGGUGUCAUAUUUUAGUGCAAUAAAAUAUAACAUUGUUUAGUCUACUCUUAAACCCUCCACUCUCCCAAAGCUCUUGGGUUUUUGGCGGCUACCCCUUCUCCACGCCUUCCGUCUUUUCUUUCCCCAAAUUUCCUAGUGUUUACAAGUCUAGGGUUUUUCUUUUUCUUCUUCUCCUUCUUCUCUCUCUAAAUCUUCACCCUUGAUAUUGAUCAUGGCCAACUCUGAUCAAAUUGCAGAUUCACUAGGGAAAUUGUCUCUAGAUUCACAAGCCGUGACUGCAAAAGUUCCCGAUACCGUAAAGAAGGAUCUUUAUGGUGAUAAUGGCUCAUAUGUGUACGAGCAGACUUAUGGUUAUAUGCCAUAUGGGGUGUAUUCUAUGCCUAGUUCACCUCUUCCUGCUAUGGGACAUGACGGUCAACUUCAUGCUCUGCAAGAAUACCAUUAUCCAAGUCCUUAUUACCAGCCACUGCCUCAAACUAGUCAAGCCAAUGUUUCUCAAGUUGAGGUUUCAACUUCUGGUGUAGGUGAUCAAGCUUCCUUAUCCAUUGAAACAAAUAAGGGAAAUACAAGUACUAUCACAAAUGGUGGGGGCUUGAGUGGUAAUAGCGGAUCAGGUUCAUUGAAAUCAACUUUCAAAAGCUCCUCGUUAAAUCCGAAUGCUUCCUACAAAAGAGGAGGCUUGGCAACAGGUAAUCUAUCCCUAGGCUUUAGCUAUGAUGGGAUUCAGUCAACAAUUCCAUGGUUAGAUAUGUCGAUGUCUUCUAAUGGGCAAUCAAAACAUGCUGCACAUGGUGGAUUCUCCUCAUAUACGAACAACGCUUCAUCGGGCAGGAAUCAGAACCUUCACCAUUUCCCUCAUGUUAUGAAUUUGCACAAUGCAAGGCCAUCAUCAGGUGUGGCCCAAGCAUAUGGGUACAUGAACCACAUGUACCCUAGCAACAUGACCUAUGAUCACUAUGGUAAUGCCAUUAGAGGUGGUUCUGGUUUUGGAUCAUAUGGUUAUGAUGCCUGGAAGAAAGGACUAGGGUGGUAUCCUGUUGGUAACAACAUCAAAUCAAAGGGUCGUGGUUAUGGAAAAGAAAGUAUGAAUGGUUUAAAUGAGCUGAACAAAGGACCUAGAGUGAAAGGAUAUAGGAGUCAGGAUGGUGUCGAAGCUGCAACACUAGCUGUCAAAGAACCGAACCUUCCACUGAUAGAGAGCGACAAGGAGAACAAUGUUUCUCUUGUUCCAGAUAUCGAGCAGUAUAAUAAAGAAGAUUUUCCUGAGAGUUAUUCAGAUGCAAAGUUCUUCAUCAUUAAAUCCUAUAGUGAGGAUGAUGUCCACAAAAGUAUCAAAUACAAUGUGUGGGCCAGUACAUCUACUGGCAACAAGAAACUUGAUGCAGCAUUUCACGAGGCCAAGGGGAAGCCUGAUAGCUGUCCGGUGUUUUUAUUGUUCUCGGUUAAUACCAGUGGACAAUUUGUCGGAGUAGCAGAGAUGGUGGGCCCUGUUGAUUUUAACAAAACUGUAGAAUAUUGGCAACAAGACAAGUGGACCGGUUGCUUCCCUGUGAAGUGGCACAUCAUUAAGGACGUGCCAAACACUUCAUUGAGGCACAUAACACUUGAGAACAAUGAGAACAAGCCUGUUACUAAUAGUAGGGACACCCAAGAGGUAAAUUUUGAGCAGGGGGUUCAAAUUCUCAAAAUAUUUAAGGAUCAUUUCAGUAAGAUGUGCAUUCUCGACGAUUUUGAAUUCUACGAGGCUCGUCAAAAGAUAAUCCAAGAAAAAAAGACUAAACAUCAGUUGUCACAAAAACAGAUCCAGUUUUCAAGUGGGCAGCCUAAAGAAGAUGUUGUAACUGAUAACAAAAAAAAUGCAGCAAUAACAAAUGAGACUUUGGAAAAAUCCGUAGAGGCAGCUUUGAUAGAACCAACUGUUGCAUCGAAAGGUGAGAAUGGAAAUAUGAAACCCGUAGAAGAGAAUGGAUCGGUUGCUGCAACUGAAGGCGACAACCCCACAAAAGCAGUUAGUGUAGGGAAUGCUUGCUAAUUUGGCUUCUUAGAUUAUAGAAUAGAAUUGUAGUUUUGGGAUGGUUAUUAUUAACAAGCUUAGCUAAUUCAUAUCUACCUUUCAGCCUUUACUCGUAGCAAUUAAGCUUUGCAUCGUGAGACAAUCUCGAUUGAGAUUUUUUUCAUUUUGUUUGUGAUUUUAAUCUGUUUCCUUUGUUUCUAUUAAUGAGAAAGAGUUGAAGAAGAAAAAAAAUAAAAGGCAAUGAGAAAGAA